This is a messenger RNA of Anoplopoma fimbria (sablefish), 2035 nucleotides long. Its product is annotated as copine-4-like. Gene Ontology annotation, cellular component: plasma membrane. The record is from RefSeq and is a predicted model, not a curated record. Lineage: Eukaryota; Metazoa; Chordata; Actinopteri; Perciformes; Anoplopomatidae. Gene Ontology annotation, biological process: cellular response to calcium ion. Gene Ontology annotation, molecular function: calcium-dependent phospholipid binding. The transcript is spliced from 17 exons. Bases 1 to 1920 code for a protein of 639 amino acids.
AUGAAUAUUGGGCACAGUGUGAACCUUAAUAACUACCAAGUGGUCUCAGAUGGCGCUGAUGCACCGUGCUCCGAAGGCAGCUGGUCCCCGGGCACGGUGCGCUCUCUGCGGCCCCCGGUGGAGCCAGCGGAUUACAAACUCCAGUUAAGUGGCGCACCGUCCUCCUCCUCCUCCUCCUCCUCAUCCUCCUCUUCAUCUUGCAUCCUCACCGCCCUGUGGGGAUUGGAAAGCAGCAACUUGUGUGAUUGUGUGUUCAGCAUGAGUAACAUCUAUGAGUCUGCAGAGGCCACGCUGGGCUUCAUCAGCUCCCCGUGCCUGGCCAAAGUGGAGCUGAGAGUGGCCUGCCGGGGGAUCUCGGACCGCGACGCUCUCUCCAAACCCGACCCAUGCGUGGUGCUGAAGAUGCAGUCGCACGGGCAGUGGUUUGAGGUGGACCGUACAGAGGUGAUUCGCAGCAGUAGCAGCCCAGUCUUCUCCAAGAUCUUCCUGGUGGAUUACUACUUUGAGGAGGUCCAGAGGCUCCGCUUUGAACUUCAUGACAUCAGCUCUGGCAACAAUGGCCUCCGCGACGCUGACUUUCUGGGAGCCAUGGAGUGCACCUUAGGACAGAUCGUCUCUCAGAGGAAACUGACCAAAGCUCUACUCAAACAGGGAAACACUGCUGGGAAGUCCUCCAUAACUGUGACAGCAGAGGAGUUGUCUGGUAACGACGAUUACGUUGAACUCUCCUUCAGCGCUCGUAAGCUAGACGACAAGGAUUUCUUCAGCAAGUCAGACCCUUUUCUGGAGAUUUUUAGAAUAAAUGAUGACGGGACCGAGUCGCUGGUACACAGAACUGAGACGAUCAUGAACAAUCUGAGCCCAGUUUGGAAAUCAUUCAAAGUCUCCUUUAACACACUCUGCAGUGGUGACCACGAUAGGGAGCUAAAGUGCACAGUCUGGGACUGGGACUCUAAUGGAAAACACGACUUUAUUGGGGAGUUUCAGACCACCUUUAAGGAGAUGAGAACAGAGCAGGAGGGCAAACAGCUUCAGUGGGAGUGCAUCAACCCUAAAUACCAGAUGAAGAAGAAGAAUUACAGAAACUCUGGCGUUGUCAUUCUCAACCACUGCAAGAUCAUCAAAAUGUAUUCCUUCCUGGAUUACAUCAUGGGAGGCUGCCAAAUCCAGUUCACAGUGGCAAUAGACUUCACAGCAUCCAACGGGGAUCCCAGAAACAGCUGCUCCCUCCACUACAUCCACCCCUACCAGCCCAACGAGUACCUCAAAGCACUGGUGGCUGUAGGAGAGAUCUGCCAAGACUAUGACAGUGAUAAAAUGUUCCCUGCGUUUGGUUUUGGAGCACUGAUACCACCUGACUUCAAGGUUUCACAUGAUUUCGCCGUGAACUUUGAUGAGGACAAUCCUGAAUGUGCUGGGAUCCAAGGCGUGGUUGAGGCCUACCAGAAUUGCCUCCCUAAGAUCCAGCUCUACGGGCCCACCAACAUCGCCCCAAUCAUUCAAAAAGUUGCUUCGUCUGCCUCAGAGGAGAUGCACACCAAAGAGGCCAUGGAAUACUUCAUCCUGCUGAUCCUGACAGACGGCGUCAUCACCGACAUGGCGGACACGCGGGAGGCCAUUGUGCAUGCGUCCCACCUGCCCAUGUCGGUCAUCAUCGUCGGUGUGGGCAACGCAGACUUCACAGACAUGCAGAUUUUGGACGGGGACGACGGGAUCCUGCGCUCACCAAAGGGCGAGCCCGUCCUCCGCGACAUCGUUCAGUUCGUCCCCUUCAAGGACUUCAAACACGCCUCACCAGCCGCACUGGCUAAGAGUGUUUUGGCAGAAGUCCCCAACCAGGUGGUGGAUUACUACAACGCAAAAGGCAUCAAACCCAAGUGUAUGUCGGACUAUGAGUCCACAAGAACCUUCAGCCCCUGACAAUGGACUACAUGCAAACAUACACUCAAAUACACACAUAUAUCAUGUAUAUAUAUAUAUAUACAUAUAUAAACGUAUGUACUGUAUGAUACAUAUACACAUGUAAAAGCACAAA